Molecule: messenger RNA, 1442 nt
Organism: Mytilus trossulus (common blue mussel)
Lineage: Eukaryota; Metazoa; Mollusca; Bivalvia; Mytilida; Mytilidae
Product: tyrosine-protein phosphatase Lar-like
Exons: 11
Coding region: 7-1368 (453 amino acids)
Biological process (GO): axon guidance; protein phosphorylation; ephrin receptor signaling pathway
Cellular component (GO): plasma membrane; dendrite
Molecular function (GO): transmembrane-ephrin receptor activity; protein binding
Source: RefSeq, a predicted model, not a curated record
UUUCAGAUGGAAACUAUCAAUGAUGCUGUUUCUCCUCAAAGUAAUAAAAGUCCACGAUCUUCACAGGUUUGCUGUUUCACAAGGGUUGGAGUUGCCAGAUUGCCACAGAAUGUAACUUUGUUUGAGGUUGAAAGUAGAAGUAUAAAGCUUGCAUGGAUGACACCGACUGACGUUAAGGGAAUUUUAUAUGGAUACCGCGUCAUCUUAAGGGUAGAAGGUGUAUGCAAAGUGGAAGUAGUGUAUCAGUGUACAGAUUGUGUAGGAGCACAAACAGUUCUCCUUAAAACCUGUGAUGUCCAAAAGAAGGUGAAUAUCAGUUCUGUAGAUGCAUACUCAAAAGUUGUUACAACGAUUGAUGGUCUGUUCCCAUAUAUCAGUUAUCAUGUCUGGAUUGCUGCAGUAAAUGGAAAUGGUGACGGAGAAAAAAAUGAAACAUUAGUUAUGACAGACUCUGAAGUCCCUGAAAUAGCAAGCAGUGUGAUAACUACAGUACAAAGUGCAACAGUCAUAAAGGUCAAAUGGACCAAACCAACUGUGAAACCAGGCAACACGACGUAUAAGAUAAAAGCGUAUGAAGUUUUGGGAGGAACAUAUACAUAUGUGAAAGAUAUCAUAAUAAAUGGAUAUGACAAAGAAACUGUUGAUUUCACUGGACUAGAGGAGUACUGGGACUAUACAUUUACUGUAACAGCAAGUACAAUCAAAGGUGCCGCUACAUCACUUAUGACUACAGCUGUAAAGACAAACCAAGCUCCUCCAGGAAAAGUGACAAAUUUUGAGAUAAUGACACCAGCGAAUGUUUUUACGACAAUGCAAGUUUCAUGGGCUAUACCUCUAUUAAGAGAACGAAACAGUAUCAUAAAAGAGUAUACAAUUAAACAUAACAUCAGUGGGAUUACGAUAGUUGAAACUAUUCCUGCGGAAUCUGAGAUGUUACAAAAAUUUUAUUACAUUACUCCGGAUAGAUACUACAAAGUUGAGCUAUCUGCAGUAAACAUACUUAACCAACAUGGAGAGAAAGUACACAAAAUAUAUUUUGCGUCAUCAACGAGUAAAGCACCAUUGUCAGAUACAGGAUAUUCAAUUGGAACAGUAGUUGGAGCUGCAGUUGGUGGUAUUCUAUGUAGUGUUCUUGUUCUCGUAUUAAUAUUUUGGUUAUUCUGGAGACACAGAAUAAAUAAAAAUUCUAAACCGUCAAGAACAAAACAUGCACGUGAAGAGUCAAAAAUUGGAGACCAGUACGAAGACAUAGGAAUGGACAGUGCAUCUUCUUACCAAGACUUUGGAGAAAAAGACAGUCCGAAUAUAUACGACCAGAUUGGUCGAGUAAAUACUGUAGACAAACACUAUGAAAACAUGUUACCUUAAAAGUAUUUUAACCUGCUUUGCUUUAUUGAUAUUUAUUGUAACAAAUGUCAUCUUGCACUACCCAUGUACAUUGA